AAAUUGUGAAGCAGACAGAAGUUGCAAGUUUGAACCCUUGAUUGCCUCUUUCCCUCGGCCGCAAGAACACACACACUGCGCCUUCCAACGUGAAAUCGUUGCUUUUGCCGGCGCCUCCCUCUGUCUUUCUCUCUCUUUCUCUACGCGCUCUCUCUCACACACACACCAUCACAUAUAUCUACAGAAGCACUCCAUUCAUUCGCUUCUAUCUUCAUUCACUUCACGACGCCGUUUCACGCUUCAGCCGCCGUGGCACGUGCUUUUGCCACACUCCACUUUCUCAAGGAUUACUCGUGCUUUCAUGGAGUUUGAUACUUGUGUUGCCGCUGUUAAUAACAGUGAGAAUCCUGAUUCAGGAACACAACCCAAUAAACGGAAGAGAAAGAAGUCUAUUGUGUGGGAAUAUUUCACAGUGGAAACUGUUGGAGCUGGAUGUACUAGGGCUUACUGUAAACAGUGCAAAAAGUCAUUUUCUUACAUAACUGAUUCAAAACUAGCUGGCACAAGUCAUCUGAAAAGACACAUUUCUCUAGGAAUCUGUCAAGUACUUAGGGAGAAGAAUCAACAAAGCUCAUAUCCCAAAGCUGGGGGUUCUCAGGAUACUACCAAUCCACCCAAGAAACGGCCAAGAGCAACACCAGGGUUUACUGGUAAUGGUAUCUCAUUUGAUCAGGAGCGUUGCAACCAUGAUAUUGCUAAAAUGAUAAUUUUACAUGAUUAUCCUCUCAAUAUUGUGAAACACCAAGGUUUCAUUGAUUUUGCACGGACUCUUCAACCCCAAUUCAAUCAGCUAUGUUUAAAUUCUGUUGAAGGAGAUUGUGUUGCUAUUUACCUCAGACAAAAGCAAAACCUGUUGAAUUUUAUUAAUGGGAUUCCUGGACGAGUUAACCUGGCAUUGGACUUAUGGACUUCGGAUCAGGCAAUGGGCUAUGUUUUUGUUCGAGGACACUUCAUUGAUGGUGAUUGGAACCUACAUCAUCCUAUUCUCAAUGUUGUUACAGUACCAUUUCCUGAUUCGGAUGACUCCUUGAAUCAAACUUUGGUGACCUGCCUAUCUGAUUGGAAUUUGGAGGGUCGGUUGUUUACCCUUGCACUUGAUAAAUCUGUUUCCAGUGAGAAUGUGAUGGGAAAUCUGAGAAGCCUUCUCUCUGUUAAAAACCCUGUGAUCCUCAAUGGUCAGUUGUUAAGCCAGAAUUGUUAUGCUCGUGUUCUUAGUCGCCUUGCAGUGGAUGCACUAUGGGCAAUGAGAGAAACUAUUAGCAAAGUGCGAGAGAGUGUAAAGUAUGUGAAAUCUUCAGAAUCUCAUAAGGAGAAGUUUAUUGAGCUGAAGCAGCAACUACAAGUAUCUAGUACGAUGGACCUUUCAAUUGAUGACCGGUGUAAAUGGGACACAACUUACCAUAUGCUUAUUGCUGCCUGUGAAUUUAAGGAAAUCUUUACUUGCCUUGAUACCACAGAUCCUGAUUACAGAAUGACUCUAACUAUGGGUGACUGGAAGCGAGUGGAAACUCUAUGCACAUAUUUGAAGUAUUUGUAUGAUGCAGCUAAAAUUUUGACUUUACAACCGUACCCAACUUCAAACUUAUUUUUUCCUGAAGUGUCAAAAAUUCAGGUGGAGUUGACAAAUGCAGCUUUCAGCCAGGAUCCUUUCCUUAGCAGUUUGAUUUUGCCUUUGCAUGAGAACUUUGACCAAUAUUGGAGAGAAAGCUGCCUCAUCUUGGCAAUUGCGGUAGCAAUGGACCCAAGGCAUAAAAUGAAACUUGUGGAAAGCACCUUUGCUAAGAUUUUUGGUGAGAAUGCUGAGCCAUGGAUAAGAAUAGUUGAGGAUGGUCUUCGUGAACUAUUCAUUGAAUAUGGCAGCCAAAUGCUUCCUUUUACGACAACAAAUGGCCAUGAGGGGGAUGACAUUAUGAUAAAAGAACCAUGUCAGGAAGGGUCACUUGAUGAUUCGCUUUUUGUUGAUGAAGAUGCACUUUCCGAUUAUGAAUUUUAUAUAUCUGAUUUUACAGAUAACCAACAAUUUAAGUCAGAAUUGGAUGAGUAUCUGGAAGAGCCUUUGCUGCCCAGAGCAAAAGAUUUUGAUAUUCUGAACUGGUGGAGAGUAAAUGGAUUUAAGUACCCGACAUUGUCUAGAAUCGCAUCUGAUAUUUUGUCUAUACCAUUAUCCACUCUAUCUGCAGAUUCUGUUUUUGACACAGAAAUUAGAAAAAUGGAUAGCUACCGGAGUUCUUUAAGCCCCCUUACUCUUGAGGCCCUUAUUUGUGCCAAGGAUUGGUUCCGUUAUGAAUGGCUAUAAAUGUUUCAAUGCAUCUGUGAAAAUGGAAUUUUAGGCAUAGGUUUCUUCAUGUAGGGAUAGAUUCUCGAGUAGAUUUUAGGUAUAUCCAAGUGUUGAAACCAUAUUUCAGGUCAUUUGAUUCGUGUGAUUGUCAGAUUUUUCAUUACAUGUUUAUAGUAUAAAGAUUAAUUCUAUUCAAACUUUUUUUUUUUUUUUUACCAAAAUAACACUUUUGUACCGACAAAACGAUUGUAUUCAUACUUCCAUUGUU
Molecule: messenger RNA, 2546 nt
Organism: Abrus precatorius (Indian licorice)
Lineage: Eukaryota; Viridiplantae; Streptophyta; Magnoliopsida; Fabales; Fabaceae
Product: zinc finger BED domain-containing protein DAYSLEEPER-like
Exons: 2
Coding region: 302-2296 (664 amino acids)
Molecular function (GO): DNA binding; protein dimerization activity
Source: RefSeq, a predicted model, not a curated record